CGCACCCCAUUACGUUUGUGUGGUUUGGUGAGUUGGCAGGCAACUCCGACCUAUAAAUCGUUUAAUCCCAGAAAGACUGCGUCCAAGGGGUGUGUGUGUGUGUUGCAGAAUCAUCAACACCGCACCAUUGCAUAGCAGAAAGAGAAGGCUUCAACGAAUUGCGAUGGGUUCAGCGAACAAAGAACCAUUGUUAGCGACAAGGGAGAGGGAGACACAGCCACCUAAAUCAAAGCACGAUUCAGACGGCGAAUUGGAGAGAAUUCUCUCUGACACAACCCAACCUUUCAUUAGCCGUCUGGGACCCGCCACGUGGAUCGAGUUGAAGCUCCUCUUCUUCCUCGCUGCACCCGCUGUCCUCGUUUACCUCAUCAACUACGUCAUGUCCAUGUCCACCCAAAUCUUCUCCGGCCAUCUCGGUAACCUCGAACUCGCUGCCGCUUCCCUUGGCAACACCGGCAUCCAAAUCUUCGCCUAUGGCCUCAUGUUGGGUAUGGGGAGUGCGGUUGAGACGCUAUGUGGACAAGCCUUUGGUGCUCAAAAGUUCGAGAUGCUAGGCGUGUACUUGCAACGAUCAACGAUUCUUCUUUCAUUAGCGGGUGUUGUUUUGACUAUUGUAUAUGUCUUCAGCGAACCGAUUCUAGUAUUUCUGGGGGAAUCGCCAAGAAUUGCUUCUGCUGCAGCACUUUUUGUGUAUGGUCUAAUCCCUCAAAUCUUUGCAUAUGCUGUGAAUUUUCCGAUUCAGAAGUUCCUUCAAGCGCAAAGCAUAGUGACUCCCAGUGCGUACAUAUCAGCAGCAACGUUGGUGGUUCAUCUUGUGUUGAGCUGGGUGGCUGUGUAUGAGAUCGGGUUGGGUCUGUUGGGUGCGUCUUUGGUGUUGAGUUUGUCAUGGUGGAUCAUUGUGAUUGCGCAGUUUGUGUUCAUUGUGAAGAGUGAGAGGUGUAAGCGCACGUGGCAAGGGUUCACAUUGCAAGCUUUUUCGGGGUUACCUGAGUUCUUUAAGUUGUCGGCGGCUUCUGCUGUUAUGUUGUGUCUUGAGACUUGGUACUUUCAGAUUCUCGUCUUGCUUGCUGGCUUGCUUCCUCAACCCGAGUUGGCUCUUGAUUCUCUUUCUAUUUGUACCACAGUCGCUGGAUGGGUGUUCAUGAUCUCUGUCGGAUUCAACGCAGCUGCAAGCGUGAGAGUGAGCAACGAACUAGGAGCAAGAAAUCCAAAAUCAGCCUCAUUUUCGGUGGUGGUGGUGACAUUGAUUUCUUUCAUAAUAUCAGUCAUAGCAGCAUUGGUGGUGCUUGCAUUACGUGAUGUUAUUAGCUAUGCCUUCACAGAGGGGGAAGAGGUUGCUGCUGCAGUCUCUGAUCUUUGCCCACUGCUUGCUCUUUCUCUUGUCCUCAAUGGCAUUCAGCCUGUCUUAUCUGGGGUGGCUGUUGGAUGUGGAUGGCAAGCUUUCGUUGCAUAUGUAAACGUGGGUUGUUAUUAUGGAGUUGGCAUACCAUUGGGUUCAGUUCUCGGCUUUUAUUUCAAAUUUGGUGCUAAGGGAAUAUGGCUUGGAAUGCUAGGUGGCACAACCAUGCAAACAAUUAUUCUAAUCUGGGUCACAUUUAGAACAGAUUGGAAUAAGGAGGUUGAGGAAGCUGCCAAGAGGUUGAACAAAUGGGAAAACAAGAAUGAGGAGCCACUUCUAAACUGAAGAGUAGAAAAAUUUAUUUUAUAUAGGGGCUAGAGAGACAAAAAUUAACCCUAUUUAAUUUUUAAUCGAA
This is a messenger RNA of Abrus precatorius (Indian licorice), 1754 nucleotides long. RefSeq names its product protein DETOXIFICATION 40-like. Gene Ontology annotation, biological process: xenobiotic detoxification by transmembrane export across the plasma membrane. Bases 164 to 1684 code for a protein of 506 amino acids. Lineage: Eukaryota; Viridiplantae; Streptophyta; Magnoliopsida; Fabales; Fabaceae. Gene Ontology annotation, molecular function: xenobiotic transmembrane transporter activity; antiporter activity. The record is from RefSeq and is a predicted model, not a curated record. The transcript has 7 exons. Gene Ontology annotation, cellular component: membrane.